Paramuricea clavata is the source of this 1458-nucleotide messenger RNA. The record is from the annotation of a GenBank genome assembly. NCBI's taxonomy places the organism in Eukaryota, Metazoa, Cnidaria, Anthozoa, Malacalcyonacea, Plexauridae.
AUUGAGGAGGUCUCAGAAGAAACACAAAUAGUCAGCGGAGACCCCCAACCUGAAUUGCUCACUCCACCUGCCAAAAAGAAGAAAACGACAUUCCUUUCUGAAAAAAAUGCAAAGGCAAGAUGCGCUAAUCCAACUGUUCUAAGUUCUAAUGAUAAACCAGGGUUAUCUGCACAGGCAAUGGCAAGACAAAGAACAGAAACAUUUGAUGCUGCUUCAGAAAUCUAUGGGGCAACCUCCGAAAAUCCCUUACCUACUUUAGUUGGUCUUUUGGAUACAGUGGAAAAGAAGUGCUCACAGGAAGUUCUUGUCAAGUUUAUGUCGACUAGUAAGAAAUUUAAAAAUAAUGUAUUUUCUGUGAUAUUUAAAACUGCUUCAGAUAACUUUGAACAAUCAGAAGCAAAUAAACUCCUAAGUAUUGCAGUUUAUUACAGUAAAGGAGUGAUGGGCAAGAGAAAAUAUAGAUCAACCUAUAGAUGUUUGUCCAUGAUGAGAAACCCAAAUGGAAAAAGUAAAACCACUCGUAUUAAAGUUCUGUCAAACCCACUGCCUAGACUACUUCCUUACAACAAGCUUGCUUCUAUGCUCAAUGAAAUUGAAAUAGGAAUGCUGUAUAGUGUUCGCGAUACUUUGUGUGAUGAUUUAGAGUGUGGAGAAAAGGUGGAUGGUUGUUAUAGGAAAUUGAUUGAGUUUCUUCCAAGGUUGGCACUAUUUUAUCUUUCUGCCUUACCUGCAUCUGAUAUAGAUUGGUUUAAUGAGCCUUAUACCUUUCAGGUUGCUAUUGGUGGGGAUGGGGCCCCAUUUGGGAAAUUUGACCAGUCUUGUGCUUGGUUAGUUAGCUUUCUCAACAUCGGUCAUAAGAUUUUAAGCAGCGAGGAAAAUUUCCUUAUCUUUGGUAGCAAUUGUAGUGAAACAAGCCCAGCAGUUGCCAAGUAUAUUUCAAUGAUAACUAAAGAGAUUGAGGACAUUGAAAAGGCUUCAUUUAACAUUAAUAAUAUGGUGAUCAAGUUUAAAUUUGCAGAGCUUCCCAAUGACAUGAAAAUGUUGGCAUAUCUAGCAGGGGAGCUCCCAAAUAGUGCAAAGUACUUUUCAACUUUUGGCAAUGUUUGCAAUGAUGGUGUUCAUGAUGUAAGUAAAACCUUUGGCCCAGCCGCCACAAAUGCAUGGAAACCGUGGGAUUAUAAGCAACAAUUAUCUAUAGCUAACAAAGUUCGCGUUUUCAAAACAAAGUUGACCAAAAAGCCAGUAACAGAGCAGACUGCACGUAGCAAAGUCACAGCGUUUAUUGCAGGAUGUAAGAGUAGGCAAGAGUUUGACCCACCAAUUGGCAGGCUCAUUGAUAGGGCCCAUGCUGACCCUUUGCAUGUAAAGAAUAAUGCCUGUCAAUUGAUUCACAAGCAGAUGCUUUGUGAAGCAAUUGGUAAAUCUGCUCUUGGUGAUAAUAUAUCCAACUUUAAAGCG